GACUGCACCAACUUGAUAUGUCACAUCGAGGAUAAGGGUUGCGUCGAGUCGCAUACGCCUCCGGCAGACGGCACAAACUGCGGCGAAAAUAAGUGGUGCUUUGCUGGUGAUUGCGUGGAGAAGGGCGAGAGACCGGGGGCGGUGGAUGGAGGUUGGGGCAAGUGGCACGAGUGGAGCGAGUGCACCAGGACUUGCGGUUCGGGGGUGGCAAGUCAGGAGAGACAUUGCGACCAUCCGCCUCCCAUGAUGGGCGGUAAGUUCUGCGCCGGGGAAUCCAAGAGAUACAAGAUAUGCAGCACAGAGCCCUGCGACCUGCACGAGCCGUCUUUCAGGGACGUGCAAUGCUCGGAGUUCGAUUCCUGGGUGUAUCCGGAGGAUGGGAAGGUGCACGUGUGGCGCAGCUAUCCGAUCCACGACGAGAAUCCCUGCGGGCUGUACUGCGUGAACGAUGAGGGUGGCAUAGCGUCGCUGCGUCCUCGUGUGAUAGAUGGGACCACGUGCUAUCACGGCAUUAGAGAUAUAUGCAUCAACGGGAUGUGCAAGGAAAUCCCGUGCGAUCUGGAUCUGCAAUCGAACGCCGUCGAGGAUCGUUGCGGAGUCUGCAAGGGAGACGGCACCAGCUGCAAGGUGACGCGCGACUCCAGACUCUUCCAAUGCGACAGCGGACUAGAGGAGGAGAAGUUUGCGGAGAUUCCGAAGGGCGCGGUGAACAUCAAAAUCGAGGAGAUGUUGCCGUCCGAGUCGAGGAUCGAGGUCAGGGACAAGGAUGGAAAGGACGUGUACAUCGGCGGCACCGAAUUGGGAACGUUUAAUGUAAAAGGGACCAAAGCUUGGGUCGGAAUGAUCAGAUUAAAACAGGAGGCCAUCAGUAUUCCCGGACCGCUGCCGGAUCCAAUUUCUAUUUGGGUUGGGGUGUUGCAGAAUACGACAAUAAAAUACUCGUACGGGACAAAAGAAUUGCACAAGCGGAAGCCGGUGUUUAGCUGGGAUUUCCUGGAUUGGUCCCGAUGCUCUACGGAGUGCGGUCCCGGGACGCAGGAGGCAAUUCCCAAGUGCGUGGAGAAGGAAGCUGGACAAGUGGACGAGAAGUACUGCACGGAUGUUCACAGGCUCAAAUCGCAAAUACGUCCGUGCGAGCUCGCCCCGUGCACCCCAAAAUGGUUCGUCGGCGAUUGGUCGGAAUGCUCGAAGUGUCCUCGCGGCAUCCGAACGAGGAUUAUAAAAUGCUUCAUACCGGUUGGAACCGGCGAAGGAGAGUUGGAUCUUGUCUCGGAUGACUACUGCAUCUCGCCGAAGCCGAGGAUGCGAGAGUCCUGUACCUGCAAUCCUAAAAAAGGUCGAUCGAGGAACGUGACGAAGCUUUUCGAUGUGAUCGAUGCGAUGGACGUGACGCAGGUGCAUCUGACGGUGCACACGGAUUUCGAUGGAAAGAACUACCCGCCGGGACUGCCGCAUCCGAAGAACGCGAACGAGUCCGUCUUCGAUUUGGAGGACAAGGAGGCGCUGAAAUUUAUGGAUUCCAUGCAGAGAAACUUCGAGAACAACAAGAGUCGCAUCUAGGAUUUAAGUCAUUUUUAUUUAC
This is a messenger RNA of Nicrophorus vespilloides, 1582 nucleotides long. Its product is annotated as A disintegrin and metalloproteinase with thrombospondin motifs 7-like. Gene Ontology annotation, cellular component: extracellular matrix. Lineage: Eukaryota; Metazoa; Arthropoda; Insecta; Coleoptera; Silphidae. The annotation marks the transcript as partial. The record is from RefSeq and is a predicted model, not a curated record. Gene Ontology annotation, biological process: extracellular matrix organization. The transcript is spliced from 11 exons. Gene Ontology annotation, molecular function: metalloendopeptidase activity.